This is a messenger RNA of Aplysia californica (California sea hare), 1511 nucleotides long. RefSeq lists its product as uncharacterized. NCBI's taxonomy places the organism in Eukaryota, Metazoa, Mollusca, Gastropoda, Aplysiida, Aplysiidae. The record is from RefSeq and is a predicted model, not a curated record.
GUGCACCAUGUCGCUCCAAGGGAAGGAACUCUGCACCAAGGUACACGGCACCAAGAACGGAGCCAAGCGAGUGGCCUCUGAGGGCGUCGUCAAGGAAAUGAGGAAAAAGAACGAUUACAUUUACGUGAAGAAGGAGUACGUGGGCAAGAUGGUGACCAAGGCGGACCUGGUGGCCGAGGGUCAAAAGUUAAAGGCCGCUGGCUGUCCCCCGGCGCGCUACCUGCCGACCACCCCGCCGCAACCCAAGGGAGCGCCGAAGACGGCGGAGGAGAAAGCGAGGAUGGAGAGAGACAGGAAGCAGCAGGAGGAGGUGGAGAACCAGCCGGAGAACGUGAGACUGAAGCCACUCUUGCCCUACAUGGCGGCCGCAUUCUACAACAUCAUCGACGACUUCUACAAGAAGGUGACAACAACUGAUCCACCCGUCGAGCAAAGAGGAGCUGGAGGCCUUCCGGGCACAGUACCUGGCCAAGCACCAAGCUCUGGUGGAGGCCAGAGAGAGGCCCGACGAUCCGCCAAAACAGGAGGCUGGCGCACAGGCAGUGGCCGAGCUCACUGUCCAGAAAUGACGUUUUACUUCUCAAAUGUCAAACGUUGGGCCGAUUUCAUUGUCCAAAAAUAGAUUUUUACUUUCUCAAAUGUCAAAUGUUGGGCCGAUUUCAUUGUCUCAAAUGACGUUUUAGUUUCCCAUGUGUUCGACGGAGUUCAUUGUCCAAAAAUAGUUUUUUUUUACUUUCUCAUCGUUUUAGACUGAGAUUGUUAUAAAAAUGGCUUCGCUUUCGUAAGAGUUUUACAGCACUGGCGAAAACGAAGCCGUGAAUUUCUCAUCUGUUGGACCAAGUUGAAUGUUCAUUGUUCAAAAAAGCUUUUUACGUCAUGUCCAACCGAGGACAUGACGACCUUGAACUGUGUCUGACCGUCGUUUUGUCGUCCUAAAGUAACGUUGUAUACUCUGUCCUGUGGGGCUGGAAGUGAUUUCACUUGCACAACAGCGACUACUUCCAUCUUUGGUUCUCUUUUCUCCCCUCACUAGAACAGGGGGAGCAUUAACUUACCCUAACUGAGCAAUCCGUAAGAUGUUUUGAAUCUGACUUCCUGUUAGCUAUUCAGAACUUACGCCCCCUGUUCUAAGAUUUCCGGCUUCCACAGAAAACGCGUGUCUGCGUUCUGCGAAAUGUGCCAUGGGUUGAUCAAGUCAUUGCUUACACCCGGCAGGCCUACACUUUUGUUUUUUUUCCUUUUUGUUUCAUUUUGAUUGAGCUGACUCUUCCACGGUCCGGCAGUUCAGUCGCGUCUGUUCUUUGACUUUCCUUCUCCGUACACUCAUUUCUUCAUCAGUCUAAUCCUUGUGGUGUGGGGUGAGGCGUUGGAUGCGUGUGUGACGGUUGAUGGAAAUAUUUCUUGUCUGUCAACAAUGAAGUUUUUUCUAUCGUGACUUCACGCAAAAUGUUGUACGGUUUUCAUGAUCAUGUUUUAGAUUUUGUUUUGAAGUAAAAGUUCUGAGGAAACAA